This is a messenger RNA of Corylus avellana, 2543 nucleotides long. RefSeq names its product cellulose synthase-like protein G3. Gene Ontology annotation, molecular function: cellulose synthase (UDP-forming) activity. Gene Ontology annotation, biological process: cellulose biosynthetic process. Lineage: Eukaryota; Viridiplantae; Streptophyta; Magnoliopsida; Fagales; Betulaceae. Gene Ontology annotation, cellular component: membrane. The record is from RefSeq and is a predicted model, not a curated record.
AUUCUGUAACAAGCAUUACCCGUCCUUAGUUCCUCCACGUGUCAUUGAUAGAUCCCGCUCAAGAGGGCCCUAAAUCAAGACCCCCCAUUGCACCCAAUAUCAUCCACAAUUAUCGUAGAACAGUGAGCAGCACCAAGAGUUCUCAAAAUGGAGGGUCCCCUUCUUCACACCCUCGAGCCUUCGCGCCUAACGGUCUUCAACCGUGUGUUCGCCGCCGUUUACACAUGCGCCGUCGUCGCCUUGCUCUGUCACCGAGCAUCCAAACUCAUCCACUCCACCGCCGCCACCUUACCCUCCAUCUCCAUCUCCCUCUCCAUGCUAAUCUCCGAUCUUCUUCUCGCUUUCAUGUGGGCUGCCACACAGGCUUUUCGCAUGCGCCCUAUCCAUCGUAAGGAGUUCCCCGACAACCUCAUAAAGACGGUGAAAGAGUCGGAUUUCCCUGCACUUGACGUCUUCAUAUGCACCACCGACCCCCACAAGGAGCCGCCCAUGAGCGUGGCAAACACGGCCUUGUCGGUGAUGGCGUAUGAUUAUCCGGCGGUGAAGAUCUCCAUCUACGUGUCAGACGAUGGGGGCUCGCAGCUUACUCUCUUUGCUUUCAUGGAGGCUGCUAAGUUCGCAACCCACUGGUUGCCAUUUUGUAGAAAGAACAACGUGGUAGAGCGGAGCCCAGAAGCGUAUUUUGCUUCGAGUAAUUCUUGGAGCGCUGAGAUGGAGGCUGAGAAGAUUAAGACAAUGUAUGACAGCAUGAAAAUCAGGGUAGAAAAUGUUGUGGAAAGAGGGAAAGUUGGGGAUGAGUACCUCACCAGAGAAGAGAGCAAAGCCUUUCUCAAAUGGACUCAUGGAUCCACACGCCAAAGUCAUCCCACUAUUAUUCAGGUUUUGUUAGAGAAUAGCAAAGACAAAGAUAUCACUGGCCUUUUGAUGCCGAACCUCAUCUAUGUCUCAAGAGAGAAAAGCAAGACUUCACCCCACCAUUUUAAAGCCGGUGCACUUAAUGUUCUGCUCCGAGUCUCAGCUGUCAUGACCAAUGCUCCAAUUAUCCUCACUCUAGAUUGUGACAUGUACUCCAAUGAUCCAUAUACGCCUCUCCGUGUGCUAUGUUACCUACUCGACCCUCAAGCUCGGUCCAAAUUAGGAUAUAUUCAAUUUCCUCAAUGCUUUAAGGGAAUUAACAAGACUGACACCUAUGCUUGUGAGUUUAAACGUCUAUAUCAAAUCUAUUCGGUGGGCUUUGAUGGACUAGGAGGGGCUAACUAUGUCGGAACUGGGUGCUUUUUUAACCGACGAGUGUUUUUUGGAUGUCCCUUAACAUUGUUGUUACCAGAAAUCCCCGAAUUGGGACCGAACCAUAUUGUAAACAAACCCAUCCAGUCCCAACCAAUUAUGGAAUUGUCACAAAAGGUGGCUGCUUGCAAUUAUGAGAACCAGACCAAAUGGGGUUCUGAGAUGGGUUUCAGAUAUGGAUCAUUAGUUGAGGACUACUUCACAGGUUAUCGGCUGCAAUGUGAGGGAUGGAAGUCGAUAUUCUGCAACCCUGAGAGGGCAGCAUUUUUGGGUGAUGCACCCAUUACCCUUGUUGAUGUGCUAAAUCAGCAAAAGCGAUGGGCCGUGGGCCUACUUCAGGUGGUUUUCUCUAAGUUCAGCCCACUAACCUUCGGCAUCAAGCACAUGGGCCUUCUCAUGGGCCUUGCUUAUGCCCAGAAUGGGCUGUGGGCCAUUUGGUCGAUCCCAACCACCAUAUACGCCUUCCUUCCUCAGCUUGCUCUGCUCAAUGGAAUUAACGUAUUCCCAACGGUAUCAGAGCCAUGGUUUGUAUUGUACGUGUUUCUCUUCUUAGGCGCGUACGGACAAGAUUUCCUCGACUUCAUGUUAUACAAUGGAACCGUCCAAAGAUGGUGGAAUGAUCAGAGAAUAUGGAUGAUAAAAGGACUCACAUGUCACCUCUUUGGAUUCACCGACUUCUUGCUCAAUUCGAUAGGCAUUUUUUCAACACAUGGUUUCAAUCUGACAAGCAAAGUGGUUGACGAUGAUGAUGAUCAAAACAAAAGGUACGAGGAAGGGGUGUUUGAGUUUGGAGUUCCAUCACCCAUGUUUGUGCCGCUGACAACUGCAGCAAUCAUCAACUUGGUGUCGUUUGUGUGGGGGCUCAUGCUGGUUUUCAGAGGCAGCAAAUUGGAGGGACUGUUUCUGCAGAUGUUUAUAGCUGGUUUUGUGGUGGUGAACUCCAGGCCAAUUUAUGCAGCCAUGGUGUUGAGAAGUGAUGAAGGAAGGAUGCCGGUUAGGGUUACCAUAAUCUCAACAAUUCUGGCAUGUGGUCUUGUUGUUGCAGCUUCUCUUACUCUUAGGGUUUGAAAUUAUCUUCUCUCGAGUAAUGCUAUGUUGGAAAUAUUAGAUUUAGUGCAACAACAACAUGAUUCCGUAGCGGAAAAUAAAAAUUGUCUAACCAAGAUUGAACUUUAUGAUAUGUGAAGAAAAAUGUUAUUUAAAAAAAAAAGGUGGAGGGAGGAGGAGGAGAAUAUAAUAUUUAUUCCGCUGCGUUA